GCGGUUUUUUGUUUUAUAUUUACAUUAAAAAUGGGUCAUGGAUGGGUAUUCCAGCAUGACAAUGACCUAAAACACACGGCCAGGGCAACAAAGAUGUGGUUCAAGAAGAAGCACAUUAAGGUCCGACGUAUUUUCCCAACACAAGGAGGCUUUGGUGUUUACAUGAGUGUGGCUGCGUACAGCCAAUUACUUGUAUGACAGGCUGCAUGGUGCAUCUCGCGAAGGAAAGCACCCAGAAAUUGACAUUAGGUGCAUAAAACGCCUAUAAAAAGCCGUGUGAAUGAACCCUAAAGUGUAUGUAUAAUAUAGUAUGUAUAGUUUUCUUUUUUCAGUUUAAGAGGGCUUGGAACUUCAGUCUGGUUUUACUUCUCUCCAGAGCUCUGUUAAAUAAGUUACUUCGACAGAAAAAGUCCGAUGGAGCCUACACACAGUCGGAAUUUUCGACCAAAAGCUCACAUCGAACUUUUCUUGUCGGACUUUCUGAUCGUAUGUACACGGGAUAAGCGAAGUGGAAGUGUUGGCUUUAUCACUACUUUAAUCUUUUCCUGUAUAAACUGUUGUAAAAAUGCAUCUUUAAAACACAGUGUCUCCUGUUGGCUUGAUUUGACAGAAUCUCCAUCAUUCUGAAGAUCUCCAAUGUCUGUGACGAGAUGCUCCACCUAUAUAGAAGACUGCACAGGAGGGCAAUACAAGGCUGGAUACAGCAUCGAGUGAAAUACUCCAAGAAGCAGUCGUCGAGGUGGCAAGCAAGGUCAAGGAAGCAAGCAAGGCAGUUGGUAAGGAAGAAAGCAAGGCAGUUGGUAAGGAAGCACGCAAGGUUGUCAUCGAUGUGCCUUGCACCGAUGUGGGAAGCAAGUUUAGCCUUGACAACUUCAUCUUUCACAAAAUUCUUGGUCAAGGAGCAUUCGGAAGAGUCGCCCUGGCAUCCCAUCCUGCCACAGACCAGAAACUGGCAGUCAAGGUGAUAAAGAAGAGAAAAUUAUUAAAUCUAGAUCCUCAAAGUAUUCUUAUGGAGAGACAAAUACUUGAAGACGUUGGAGAGAGUCUUUUUUGUACACACGCCUAUGGAACCUUCCAAUCAGAAGAAGAUCUUUUUUUCGUUAUGGAGUACAUGAGAGGAGGAGAACUAUCCAACCUGAUCAAGACUUCUGCUCCAUUAUCAACUGCUGCAAUAAGAUUUAUUGCUGCUGAACUUCUCUGUGCUCUACAAUAUCUGCACAGCAAUGGCAUCGUUCAUAGAGACUUGAAACCCGACAACAUACUACUUGACGACUCCGGCCAUGUGAAACUCGCAGACUUUGGCCUUUCAAAAUGCAACGUGUUUGGAUCCCAAAAGAUGUACAGUGGUGUUGGCACUCCAGUCUAUAUGGCCCCAGAGGUUGGCCAAAGAAGACCCUACGAUGCUAUGGUCGACUAUUAUUCACUUGGUGUCAUCCUGUUUGAAAUGGCCACAGGAGCAGAUCCACAAUCAGUCAGAUACAGGAACCAGAUCCAUCGAAGGAACAUUGACCCUGACCUUCGAGAUGUCAUUGAUCAACUUCUUUUAAAUUGUCCAAAAUGGCGCAGGAGGACAGUCGAAAGAUUGCGAGGACACCGAUUCUUCGGCCCGAUCAACUGGGAUGAAAUGGAGGCAGGAUUGGCCACCCCACCAUUGCAGAUGCGAAAAUGGCCAGAAAUAGACAUGAACAAGCAAAUUGGAGUGGAUAACCUGAUUCUACAACCCAGAACGAAAUUAAUGAAGAUACCACGAAGGCAGCAGUUAUUGUUUAAGGACUUUGACUUCACAAGCAAAAAAUGGAGAAGGAUGCUGUACCGCCAUGAAAGAACGAGGACUCAUUCAUACCAUCUGCAUUGAGAUCUUCAGCACAGAUCUGGGGGGCUCUGAUGUUGAGAUCAGUAAUGCGGGGGUCUGAUGAGGAGUCACUGAUGUGGGGGUCUCUGAUGAGGAGUCACUCAUGUUUGGAUUCUGAUGUGUGAGGCUCUGAUGUGUAGGACUCUGAUGUGGGGUCAAUGAUGAGGAGUCACAAAUGUGGGGGCUCUGAUGAGAGGGUCUGUGAUGUGUGAGACUCUGAUGUGAGGUCAAUGAUGAGGAGUCAGAAAUGUGGGGGCUCUGAUUAAAUGGUCAUUGAUAUGGGGUCUGUCAUGUAGAGGUCUGUGAUGUGUGGGACUCUGAAGUGAGGGACUCUGAUGUGAGGUCUCUGAUGAGUCACUGAUUUGGGGGCUCUGAUGUGGGGGUAUCUGAUGUGGGGCUCAGUGAUAUUGGGAUUCUACAACCCAGAAGGAAAUUGAUGAAGAUACCACAAAAGCAGCAGGAAUUGUUUAAGGACUUUGACUUCACAAGCACAAAAUGGAAAGGAUGAUGUAUCGCCAUAAAAGAACGAGGACUCAUUCAUACCAUCUGCAUUGAGAUCUUCAGCACAGAUCUGGGGGGAUCUGAUGUUGACAUCACUAAUGCAGGGGUCUGAUGAGGAGUCACUGAUGUGGGUACUCUGAUGUGUGAGGCUCUGAUGUGUAGGACUCUGAUGUGUGAGGCUCUGUGUGUAGGACUCUGAUGUGGGGUCAAUGAUGAGGAGUCACAAAUGUGGGGGCUCUGAUUAAAUGGUCAUUGAUAUGGGGUCUGUCAUGUAGAGGUCUGUGAUGUGUGGGACUCUGAAGUGAGGGAUUCUGAUGUGGGGUCUCUGAUGAGUCACUGAUUUGGGGGCUCUGAUGUGGGGGAUUCUGAUGUGGGGCUCGGUGAUAUUGGGAUUCUACGAUAGAAUGGGG
Molecule: messenger RNA, 2763 nt
Organism: Rana temporaria (common frog)
Lineage: Eukaryota; Metazoa; Chordata; Amphibia; Anura; Ranidae
Product: protein kinase C theta type-like
Exons: 9
Coding region: 1010-1855 (281 amino acids)
Biological process (GO): protein phosphorylation
Molecular function (GO): ATP binding; protein serine/threonine kinase activity
Source: RefSeq, a predicted model, not a curated record